CGCCUGGCCCGGUUCUCAGCCCCCUCUCUGUGAAAUUAGCGAAUACUGCAGCAGAAGUGAGUGAGUGAGUGAGUGUGUCACGAGCAGGAGGAAACAGCAAGCGGGGAUUAAUAUUUACAAAAAAACUCAUCUGGCCGGAGACAGAGAUGGCAGCCAUCCGGAAAAAGCUGGUGAUUGUCGGGGAUGGAGCUUGUGGGAAAACAUGUCUCCUCAUUGUUUUCAGUAAAGACCAGUUUCCUGAAGUCUACGUCCCCACAGUGUUUGAGAACUACAUCGCUGAUAUUGAAGUUGACGGCAAACAGGUGGAGUUAGCGCUGUGGGAUACUGCAGGACAGGAGGACUACGACAGAUUGAGGCCCCUCUCCUACCCCGACACAGACGUCAUCCUCAUGUGCUUCUCCAUCGACAGCCCCGACAGUUUAGAAAAUAUCCCUGAGAAGUGGACGCCAGAGGUGAAGCAUUUCUGUCCCAAUGUUCCCAUCAUCCUUGUGGGGAACAAGAAGGACCUGAGGAACGAUGAGCACACACGGAGAGAGCUGGCCAAGAUGAAGCAGGAGCCGGUGAAGACAGAUGAAGGCAGAGACAUGGCCUGCAGGAUCAGUGCUUUUGGCUACCUGGAGUGCUCUGCUAAGACGAAAGACGGUGUGCGGGAAGUGUUUGAAAUGGCCACUAGGGCGGCGCUGGAGGUCCCCAAGAGAAAGAAGAGAGGCGGAUGUACGCUGCUGUGAGAAGUCUGGACACCGUCAAACCAACUGACCAAUUAGAGCAAAACAACACACAUGGACAGCACCGACCCUCGACCAAAUUGUCUCUUCUCAUAUCUUACAAUGGCGUUCAGACGGCUGAUGAAUCAAACAAACCUGAAACAGAAAAUGGAUUUUGUCUAUAAUACAGCUGUUUUUAGAAAUCGUUGUUGAAAGUUGUUGAUUUUUUUUUUUCCUUUAAAAUCUGUCCUUACACUUUGAAUGUUUUCCUACAUGUUUCUCUUUAUAUUUGUAACGUAAUAUGGAGUUAUCCAAGCACAUGUUUGUAUCCACUAUUGUUGUUCAUGAGCUCGGGCGAGCAGCAUUUUAUUUAGCUUGUAUGAAGUGUUUAUGAGUGUCAACAGUCCAGACUGUCCUGUGAGUAUAAGCUCUGUUAAUCAUGCUAGCAUAAUAAUGGAAAAUGAAAGAUGAAGUUUUUAACCACAUGUUGGUGCCUUUUUGUUUUUACACCAGUCUUUGUCUCGUGUUUGUCAGCUUGCUUACAUUUCAGCUAUGGGCUAUCCAUUAUGUUGUGCCUCUUUUGUACAGCAUAAAACCGGAGGUGACAUGACUCGGGAUUUACUGCUUUUCAAGCACAAACAUGAGUCAUUUAUUUUUCAAGAUGCCACUGCUUUCCUUUCACAGACGAGUCACAGUGCUUAUUACAACCGAAGUACAGGGCUCUGUUUCAACCUAUUCAUAUAAAAAAUUGUGACUUGCACUUUUCUAACUGUUUCGUGGUGCACAUAUGAAACAUCGAGAUGAGAAGGCAUUCGAUAAGUGUUAUGGGUCAGAGCAAUUUUUCAUGAAGAUGUUUUUUAUUUCAAUGCGAUUAGUCAUUUAACCAUUUACGGAAACAUGGAAGUUAACAGCUUUGCUUUGAAUCCAUGUUGUACCUAGCAAAAACCUUUAUCAAGACCUUUGUCUGGCAGUUGGCUGGUUGAUGCUUCUUUUCAGGAAAUGUUGGACUUACUGCAAAAGCUAAAAUGCUGCCUUUUUUUGAAAAUUGAUUUGUUACAAGUCAGUGCAAAAAAGACUGGGUUAUGGCCCAAAUGUUUUUAAACACACUAAUUUCUGUAGCCCUUACUUUUCUGUAAAGCUACAUGCAUUCAUUGUAUUGAUUAACUGAGGGUAAUAAAAACCAAUAGACCAAUACAUAGACAAAUUAUGAGUGUUAUAGAGAUGGUGUCUCUAGCUUGAAUAACAAAAAAGUGACAUGGCAUUUUAAAUCACAUUUUCCAACUAAGUAAAGUAGGAUCGUCAAUACAAUGUUGUCCCAACUGAGUAAAAAGUGUAACAGCCAACCCCGGUCUUCCCUACAACCUGGAGUAUUUCCAAGUAUUGAUUACUCCUCAGAUACCAGAGUGAUAAAAUGUAAUUAUAUAUGAUAUUGUUGGACAAACACUUACAUUAGACAUUUGGCUAGUAAUUACUAACACAACAGUCACUGUUACAACCACACUGUUGUGAAUAUAUCUGGAAGUGGUGGAUAUUCUGGGGGCUAAUUUGGUAAUUGUUUUCAAUAAUCCCUGUUUCUUUACACAGAAUUUUAUUGUUUCUGAAAAAUUCUUCUUAUAUUUUUGGCAUAAAACAAAAGCUAUUUUCAUUCAAGAUACAGACGGUAACUGUCUCUGUAAGGUGACAAACAGUCAUCAAGGGUUGAGCUUCACUUUUAGUAUAAGAUCAGAUUUUCACAUUCAUCCUUCCUAACCAUGUCUAGUCUGUGCAGCAGACCAGGAGGGUCGGAUUGAAACAUAUCAACAAACUCACAAAUCCAACGUGACUGAAUGUGACAGCUGGAGCAGAAAUCGCGACCUCUCCUGUUUGAUAAUCAUCAAAGGCUGAGUUCUGCUUCUGCGGAAGGUGAUAUGAUCGUGACUCUAUUGGAAUCCCUGUGUGUCAGACCGAUUAGCCCGCUCCUUGAAAUCAGGUCUUUUAAGAGCUGGUAGCUCCUUAACGAUGAUGUUUCCUGUCGGACGACAUUCUUAUAUGUUUUAGAGAUACUGGUUUGUGUGUGAGGAGUUUGUUUGGUGCCUCCUCCGUUCUGGUGUGCCUUCUUUAGUUGUUUUCUCCCACACCAGGUGGACCAGUUUCUGAUCUCAAAUUGAUACUGGCUGAUUACUUUUAGAGCAAGAUGACCCACAAAGCUUAGUUAUUUACAGUGCUUUAAUAGCAGGUGGGAUUACACAAAAUGUUCCUCCGUUGUUACCUGUAGAGCAAGUGAAAUCUAUUAAUUUAGUCUUUUCUUUGUUAUGUUGUUGUGGGGAAGAAAACAUUGAUUUUACGUCAUAUGAGCAGAUCAUCAUUUUCCCUUAGACUGAACUUUAGCAGCUUUUCGGAGACAUUUAGAGCUCCCUGGGUCCUGUGUUCUUUAACAUUUUAAGCGAUCAAUAAGGGCUAUCCUUGCUGUUCAAAAUGUUAAAAAGAAAAGGAGAGAGUGGCAAAAAGUACUUUGUGGAGACAUGCAUGUGUAAAGUAAAACAAGCUGAGUUUUACGCCAAUUUGAAGAUGUGGGUUUCAAGAGGCAUAACUUUAGUAAGACCUCAGGGGGGGGUGCUGGGAAAAUAAAACCUUUGAUACUCCUUAAUGUGUCAUAUUUGGAAGAUAUUGCGCUUGGGAACAAUAGCCUUUGGAGCAUAGAUGUGCUCCCCUCAGAGACUGCCCGUUAGACUUCAUAAUUGUAAUAAUUUCAAGUUCGACCUGGUAAUACAAUUCCUUCAUAUACAAAACUUGAAAAACCCAGCAAGUUCCUCACACAGACUUUCAAUAGCCCCCCUUCUUUCUGCCUCUGUUGCUUGUGUGUCCUGUACAUGUUAUCAACUGCAUGUUGCUGUCUGUGUAGAGGAGAGUGGAUGUUAAAAGAGUAUCUUCAGUGUUGCAUGAGACAUUUUUGUAAGGCCAAUAAAGGCAUCAAACCUA
Molecule: messenger RNA, 3662 nt
Organism: Notolabrus celidotus (New Zealand spotty)
Lineage: Eukaryota; Metazoa; Chordata; Actinopteri; Labriformes; Labridae
Product: rho-related GTP-binding protein RhoA-D-like
Exons: 5
Coding region: 147-728 (193 amino acids)
Biological process (GO): small GTPase-mediated signal transduction
Cellular component (GO): neuron projection
Molecular function (GO): GTP binding; GTPase activity
Source: RefSeq, a predicted model, not a curated record